CUCCAGCGACCAGGGAAGCGACUGCGGCUGCUACGCGAGCCGGCUGAGCGAGCGCUGUUGGCGGCUUUCACCCCCGGGGAAUGUCGGCCCGUGACGUCGGCCUCCUCUUCCUCCUCGGGUGUCGCACAGCAGCCAGAUGGGUGGAUCAAUGAGAAGGCUCGCAUCUCAUCUUGUUGAUGGCGUCGGCCUCGACAGACUCUCCUUGAAGUGGGCGUCUGGCUGCUAUCUCUCUAGGUCGGCAUUCACUCCCAGAUAGGCCCUAUCUCGUCUUGGCCGUCUACUCGAAGGUCAGCCGCCCGCCGUGUGAUUAGUCUGACCAACCCCUCCGCCCCCCACCCCCGCCUGUGUGAUGCACAAAGCCAGUGAGUCACAUUUGUCAACAGUGGCGACAUCUGACCAGCCCCCGCUAGGUUAAUGAGUGAUGAGGUCCUGGCCCCGGCUUACAAGCUCUGAGUGCGUCCACUGAAGCAUGAAGCAGGACAGCAGCAAUGGCGAUGUCAGGCCUCACCUGCAAACCUGAUGUUGCCUAAUCGCAAUGUGAGCUCCGGCCGAGGUCUUCUCCACACCGCUCCUCAGCCUAGCUCAGCAACCUAUCAAAUGCACACGGACAAUAAACUGGCCAAUCAUGGCGAGCAAGUCACCGGUGACGCAAGAGCUCAAAUGGCUGCCGUAAACCUGCAGGCUCAACAGCCGCAGCAGCAGGGAGCCGCUGGUCACCUGGCCCCCAAGAGCCGCCUCAGUGCCGGGGGCCAUGGAAUUAACAAGAGCGCCCCAGGGCUGAAGGCCGCCGGCCAAUCGUCGAGCAUCGUUGGAGGGAUGCUCAAAACCAAAAGCAAACGGGAGAGGAGCGUGUCUGUGGACUCUGGUGAACCAAGACACACUGCUACUAAAACCAUGGAGGAUGAUGCCAAAGCAGAGAGUGUCACGCGCAGUAAGCGCAGAUGUGUUCUGGAGAAGAAGCAGCCAUACAGUGGAGAUGAGUGGUGCUCUGGACCAGACACGGAGGACGACGACGACAAGCCACGCUCGACGACUCAACGGGAGCGAGGUCUGCCAGGACCCAGGCAGGGACAACCUGAUCAUCCACCUGCUGAGGCUGCCGCGUCUGAGCCUGUAAUGGCUUGUGCACCAGGACCUGGACUGAAGCCUGGACCGCCUUUGCCUCAGUCCAAGCAGCAGCUGUUGUAUGUCUUCACAACCAACAUGGCCAACAGUGCUGCGGAGGCAGUAAUGAAAGGGAAGAUGGAUUCCAUUCUUCAGUUCCACCAGCAAAAUGUCCCACGAAUUAAGUUAGACCAGGGCCACGCACUGGUGAGGAUCACUGAGAAGGUGAAUUCCAGUGCCUCUCCGCCCACAGGCACCCCUAAAUCCAAAAGUGGAACGCCACAGCCCAACUCGGCAGGAGGCGUUGUCUCCUCACUUGCAGUGAAAACGCCAAUGCCAGAGGGAGAUGGCAGAGCCACACCUUCAGGCCCUGGCUCGGGAACUGUACACUGUGAGGGUCUUCCUGUUGCUAGUCUCUCUCCAUCGGGGAGUCCUUCCAUUCUGUCUGCACAUUUACAGAGUGACACAGGACAGAGAAGUGGCCCCGGGAAUGAAGGCGGUCUUUCCAAGGAGCAGCUGGAACACAGGGAGCGUUCUUUGCAGACUCUGAGGGACAUCGAGAGACUAUUUCUACGUACUGGAGUAAGAGGGGGCCCUCAUGGUGACACGGGGGGCUCCAACAGUAACCUUACAAAUAAUGCUCCCAGCAUCAUAAACAACAGUAGUAGGGAUCGAGAUGCUAUUCUUGAGGAUGGCAAUAACGGUACAAACUCUGGGGAUGGCAGUAGCGAUAACAUGGCGCUGUCAGCGUUGGCCUCUCUGGGAACCAUGAAGAAAUUUGAAGAACCACUGCAGUCCAUAAUUUCUCAAACAGAGUCGCUCGGCACUGCCACUCACAGCCCUGAAAUGGACUCUCUCCAUAAUCUUGCCCAGCACCCUCAUCCUCAGCUGUCUUCACCUGGUUUAGACAUGGGCCCCUUACUUGGAACGGAGGGGCUAACCCAAGAACAAGUUGCGUGGCGGAAACUCCAGGAAGAGUACUACCUGGAGAAGAGGAGGCAACAGGAAAUACAAAAUCCCCAGCACUUUAGGAUGAUGACAGAGAUGGGCUUGCAUGGAGGUCCUAUGAUCAUCAGGGGACCGCCUCCCCCAUAUCACAGCAAGCCUGGAGAUCAACAGUGGGUUUCUGGAAAUACGAUGGGAGGAGGAAUUCCUGGAAAUGUACGAAUGACGGACAUGCACCAAGAAGGGCCUGGACGUCCACAAUUCCUUUCACAUGUGCAGAGAGGGCCACCAGGUGGAGCAGGGUUUCCUGGCAGUCCUGGGGGGCUGUUAUCUGUCGAUGGUCUAGGACACCAAAGGCCUACCAGGCCAGGGAUUUGGCUGGACAAUAUGCCCAACAACAUGGAUGGUGGAGGUUCAUUCCAUGGUUGCUACCCUCCUCAACACUUGCAGGAAAAACCAGAACAUCUUUUAACCCGUGAGGAAUUGUUUCGCAUCACGGAGAAGCGGCAGAUGCAAGGUCUUCCUCGGUUUGAACUCGAUCGGAUUAUUGCGCAGCAGCAACAGGGCAAUAUGGGCUCGAGAAUUAUGGAAAAUCCCGGGGGCCCAGACUUCUCCAAUUUUGGUACUAUGGGCAGGGGUCCACCUUCCAAUCAAGGGGAUCAUAUGGACUUUCCUGGUUCACGGGAUAUAAUGGGCUCUCCUGGAGGGGGACCUCAGAUUAGAGAUUUAAUGGACUCCCCUCUGGCGAGCAACCUUUCAAUCAACAUGAACCCACAGUUGAAUAUUCAGCAGCAGCAUAUGACUCUGUCACAAAAGCUCAGAAGGGACCCAGGAAGAGCAGGGCCUUUAAGUGAGUUUUUCAGUCCUGGAGUGAUAGCAAGAAUACGAGCAUCACAAAAUGAAAGAAGAAAUAUGGGAAUGGUCUCGGGACCUGAUGGACCCUUUCGUUUUCCAACACAAGGCCCUUUUUCUGGUGGACCAGGUGAAGGGCCCUAUCCUCAGCAGCCCGGCCCUGAGAUGUUCGGGCCUGAGCAGGAGGGUCAUAAUCAGAUAGGAGUUACGUCACGACUUAGUCAUAUGCCAAUCACUGGAGACCUCAGAGGAAUGGGUCCUGGUCCUCGGCAUCCUAGCGACCUAUCAGUCAAUGUUCAGUCACUGACUUCUCCUACGGUCCAGCAUCCUCAUCAUCUUAAUUCGCCAUCCCUUCACCGAGAGCCAUCCGCUCAUCUUACCUCUCCGUCUGCUCCAGGGCAGAAGUCUCCUUCGAUUAUCGCCCCUGAAGGCCCUCACCCCCCCCUCCGCCCUGCUUCUGGCGCAGGGACGCCAUGCUCUUCCUCCAUGAAAUCGCCUCAGAUAAUGGGGUCUUCUAACCACGACUUGCACUCCCCGUCUCUCUCACCUGGACGACUUAAGUCUCCAGCUAUGGCUAUGGGCUCUCCUGCGUGGAUGUCUCCAAAAAGAGAUCCUUCAAGUCCAGGUGGCCCAAACAGUGUGAGGGCUGCAGGCAACGGAGGAAGUCAUCCCGAGACAGGGCGGUCACUACCCCCUAGAAGUUCCAACUCCACCCCAAGUAGCCAACCAGGCUUGAUAAAUCCUAGCAUGACAUUUACAUCAUCGCCCGAUGCUCCACAAACACAGAAUCCUUUGUCGCUGAUCAUGUCUCAGAUGUCCAAGUACGCCCUGCCCAGUUCUACUCCCCUUUACCACGACGCAAUCAAGACAAUUGCAACUUCUGAUGAUGAGAUGUUGCCAGAUCGACCUCUUCUGCCUGGCGUCAGCAUUGGAGGAAACAUUGGGAACCUUCCGACAUCCCAGAUCUUGGUCUCCCAGAGUUCCAUCGGUGCCAAGAGUGAUUCCCAGAGCCCCGUGCGAAUCCCAAGCCAAGGUCAGCACCAACUAUCCCACGAUCCCUCGGAACCUGUGCUGUCUUCCCCAAACUCAAUGGGCCUUCCUCUUAUGAGUUCCACCAUGAUGGGAGGAGGAAGUGAUGACCUUGGUCCUUGCAAUAUUUCACCAAUGUCUCAAAACCAGAUGGCGGCUUUCCCUCGCAUGCACCCUUCGUCUCACAGCCAUAUGCGCUCACCCAUUGGCAGAAUGUCACAUAACUUCUCUCAGUCCGGAGAGGACAUUCUCUCACCUCAGCAGCUGCACCUGCUCGGGAAAGACCCCCACCAACGACACCCUCAUCCCUCAGAGUCCUUUCCGCCUCUUUCCAUGGGAGACGGCCCAGAUCUGAGCGAAGUAAUACGGCCCACCCACUCUGGGAUCCCCGAGUUUGACCUGUCCCGCAUCAUUCCUUCUGAUAAGCCCAGCAGCACUCUGCAGUAUUUCCCCAAGAGCGAACCACACCAGAAUCCAAACCAGGGCCCUGUGUCACAGCAGCCACCUCCCCAGCAGCUCCUCAAACACUUGUCAUCCUCUUGUCCUCCACACAUAUCAAUAUCCAACCCCCACUUGGCCAAUUUACAGAACAUGAUGGCCGAGCAGCAACUGCCGCCUAACCAGGGGCACAGCGGACUCGGCCAAAGCAUGGCCAUUCUCCACGGAAAUGCCAGGGGAAUGGUGCUCGGCACAGGCAUGGGCCCCAUGUGCCCAUCUGGGCACAUGUUGGCAAGGACAGGUAUGGUUCCACAGCAACAGCAAGCCAUGAUGGCCAACAGUCUUCUCCACCAUCCCUCCGGUCCGUACCCGGGAAUGAUGUCACCUCAGCAGCAACAGCACAAUUUGAUAGCGCGGCAGAACAUGAUGAUGAUGCAGGGCAAGCAACGCAAUAUGCCCAUUCCAGGAGACCCCUUCAGCCCCCAGGGUGCUUUAAUGUCCCCUCAGGGUCCCAUGAUGGCUCCAUCCCACGCACAGACUGGAUUGAUAGGACCCCAGACCCUCAGACAGCGGGGGAUGUCUCUGGACAGCCCCAUUGGCUACAGUCCUGGCAGUAUGGCCAACAUGCCUUUUUGAUCCACCGGACGCAGCCUGUACAAGUGUCUCGUUUACAUUACCACUGUAAUCCGUGUAUCAUUCAUUCUUUCCAUUUUAAUUGGCAUAUGAAAAUCAACGAAUAUAACUAACGAAAAAGUGACUCGUUAUUUUAGGGUUUUUUUUUUUUAUCUAACAGAAAACCAAACAGAUUUUUCAUAAUUCAAUUUUAGACUAAUCAAAAAUACAACAUUGAAAAAUGACCCACAUGACUGUUUGAUUUUUGAGUUCAGCACUGUUUCCUCCCACAUUCCAAAAACAUCCUUGGCAAUCCAAGCCUCUAAAAUGUCCAUAGGUGUGAAUGUGAGUGUGUAUGGUUGUCUAAAUGUGCCCUACGGAUUGUCUGGCGACCAGUUCAGGGUAUACCUCGCCUCUCGCCCAAAGUCAGCUAGGAUAUGCUCCAGCACACCUGCGAUCCUAGUGAGAAUCAGCGGUGUAGAUGGAUAAAUGGAUGGAUGGAUGGUUUAUGUGCCCGGAACGUCAAACAAGCAUUAUGAAAGGCACGUUGGCUUGUUAGCCGCCGCAGUCAGUCAAAUGAAACCUACUACUUACAAAAAGUUAAGGAUAUUGGGGUUUUUGGUGAAAUUUCAGGAUAAACCUAAAUUGCAGUACUGUGGAUCUAUGUUUCGGCAGCCGCGGAUUCACCUAUUUCCAGAUUUUGUUUUCAAUUUUCAAAUUUUUCUUUUUUUUUUUUGGAGGGGGGGGGGGGCAACCUCAAAAACGCUUAUUGGUGUUUUAUCCAUGAUUAUUCAAUAAUUUUUGGGGUUAAAAACAAGUUUGUUUGUUUUUUUUCCCCAAUGCAGUAAUAAUGGCCAUCAUGAAUGUGAGUGUGAAUGGUUGUGUGUUUAUAUCUGCCCUGCCAUUGGCUGGCGACCAGUUCAGUUCAGGCUAGUUACCACAUUCCCAACUAACCCGAACCCUAUUUCAAUCAUAUUCUGUCUUGUGGCCCAUUUUUCAAUUUUAUAUUUUUGAACCAACCCUAAAAUUUGAAUGUGAAAAAUCAGGGUGGUUGUUUGUUUUUAUUUUUUAUUUUUUUGCAUAUUUUUGUCACAAAACAAAAUAAUCAGUCACUUUUGAUUUUUGAUUGCCAUUUGAAAAUGAAAAGAACAAAUUAUGCAGGGAUUAGGGUUUCCAUGCAUUUUUAUUUUAUUUUAUUUUUUUAAAUUCUUGCUUGUCUUUUUUGGGAGAAGAGAAAUUAGAAACAUCAGUAACAAGCAACCCGUGACAGAUUGCUACUGAUUUCUACAUUGAAAUAUUUAAGAGCACUGUAAAAUGGUUAUAUCAAAAAUCUGGAGUGCUUUCCAAAUACACACACACACACACAUACAUAUUUCCAAGAUGUGUUUGUGAGGAAUCACAUGGCAGUUCAGAGUGGUGCCUAGAAUUUAUAUUUGUUUUUCCUUGAUUUUAUUUCUCCUGCUACCAAAACUGUUGCGUAAAGGAAUUCUAUAUAUAAAAAAAAAUAAUAUAUACCUGCUGUACAUAGGAUGCAAUUUGUGAUUGUUUGCACUCUCAUUCUGUAUAACUGUGUUUUAAUAGAAGUCUAAAAGAAAUGGAAGCGUGAUAAUCUCUAUGGUGGGUUUUACUUGGGACGGAGAGUGCUGUUUGAUGAACACAGACGACGGGACACGGUUGCAGUCAAAUAAAUGAAAGCCUUAAAAACUCUUGGUGUGAAGACUGUCAUCCUGGCCAACAGCCAAAGAAUGAACUAUUUGAAACAAAUGUAAACCUGUACAAUUGAAUGACAUCAUGUAAAAAAAAUUUUUUAAACAAAAUAAAUAGAAGGCAGAUUUUGA
Molecule: messenger RNA, 6818 nt
Organism: Phyllopteryx taeniolatus (common seadragon)
Lineage: Eukaryota; Metazoa; Chordata; Actinopteri; Syngnathiformes; Syngnathidae
Gene: bcl9l
Product: bcl9 like
Biological process (GO): positive regulation of transcription by RNA polymerase II; negative regulation of transforming growth factor beta receptor signaling pathway; canonical Wnt signaling pathway
Cellular component (GO): beta-catenin-TCF complex
Molecular function (GO): beta-catenin binding; transcription coactivator activity
Source: RefSeq, a predicted model, not a curated record